CCGGGACGUGGGACCGGGAGGAAACUCUUCUCUGGAGCCGGAGACUUUUAUUUGUUGCUCUGUGUCUGAGCUGAGCGGGUCACACGGGACGCGUCCGGACAUUCUCCUUCAUAUUUGGCUUUUAUAAAAGAGCGAGAGAGAUUUCCAGUUUCCGGACAAGGAGACAGAGACCGAGAGUAGGGAAAGAGGAACCUGCCUGCCACCGGAGAGGAUGAGGGAAACCCGGGAAGAGAACCCGACCGACGCGUCUGAUGGGGAGCAGAACCUGCUGGGGAUGUAAACACUGACCAUCAACCUCUGACCAGGAGUGUUUCCCAUCGCCAUGAUGACGCCACGUGAGAGCUCCCGCCUCACUCACCUGCUCCUGCUCCUCCAUCUUCUCCUCCCUCUCGCCCUGUCCCUCCUGCACCCUCCUCACCCCCCGCCGGUCCACGUCCCCACGCUGGUCCCUCACAGGCCGACGCCGCUCACCCGCUCUCGCUUCAGCUCUCAGGCUCAGCUGGACUUCAUCACUCACUGCAACUCCAGCUGCCUCCACAGAGGAGAGCAGGACGAGCAGCUUUCUGACAAACUGGCGUUUGAGACCCUGUACGCCGACGGCUCCCGCACGCUCACCACUGUGGAUGUGGAGGGCGAGGAUGAUCUUGAGGGUGAUGCUCAACUACUUGCCCACCUGUCACCCAGCAGAGGAUCCAGACUGAAGCCCAGGCACAAGCGUGUGAGGCGGCAGAUCUAUGGGGCUGAUGGUCGUUUUAACAUUCAGGGCGACAACUUCCUGUUGGAUUACCCUUUCUCCACAGCCGUGCGGAUCUCCACGGGCUGCACCGGCGUUCUUGUGUCUCAGCAGCACAUACUCACAGCGGCCCACUGUGUGCAUGAUGGGAAGGAUUAUGUGAAAGGGGCGAGGAAGCUGAGGGUGGGCUUCCUGAUCCCACCGUCUAUCAAUGGCACAAAAGCCGACCUCACUUCUGGCAUGAAGCCUCUGGUCCGCUGGGUGAGGGUGAAACGCACCCGUGUGCCAAAGGGCUGGAUCCAGGGCCCUCAGGAGGUCAGCAUGGACUUUGAUUACGCCCUGCUAGAGCUGCGCUGGCCUCACAGACGUCCCUUCAUGCGCCUCUCUGUGGCCCCCUCCUCUGAUGACCUGGCAGGGAAUCGCAUCCACUUCUCUGGCUUCGACAGCGACAGACCCGGGGAGCUGGUGUACAGAUUUUGUCCAGUGGAAGAAGAGUCCAGUGACCUGAUAUACCAGCACUGUGACGCCCGACCUGGAGCCAGCGGCUCUGGAGUGUAUGGAAGAGUUUGGGACAACGGCCUAGAGCGCUGGGAAAGGAAGGUGAUCGGCAUUUUCUCUGGACACCAGUGGCUCGAGAUAGACGGGGAGAACCGGGAUUACAAUGUGGCCGUGCGCAUCACUCCUCUGAAGUUUGCUCAAAUCUGUUACUGGGUACACGGGAACAGACUAGACUGCGUCCAGGACUAAGAAGUUGGAGACUUUGAAGGCAAAUCAUGAAAAACACAAGAAAGCACAAAGUGACUUUAACCUAAAAGGUGAACCGUCUUAUUUCACAGAAAGAGAACAGGAUUAAAUCCGCACAUCAUCCUCCAGCAAUCCACCAAUGCAGCAGAUCUAAUCUGUGACUUCUGAAUCUUCUUUCCCUUCAUUGAAGUUUUUCUCUCCUGUAUUUAAUUUACUCCCUGUAAUUUCAAGGCCUAUUAAACAAAUCUGCCUAUGAGAUCAUCACAGCGGCAUCUUUUAACAUGUCUUUGCCCAGAGUCAGUGUUUCCACAGUAUUGACAUAAGCCACUUUUCAUAAGAAGGGGGGGAACACAGCGUGUGCAGUGUGUUUUAGUAAGAGCAUGUUAUUUUCCAACUGUGGAUGGUGAAAAUCUACUGAAGACAUUUCUUUGUCCUCAUCCUUGCUGUAGUUUAUUGGGUAAAUGGUGUAACUCUUCAUCUUCCAUGAUCAGCUUUCUGAUACACAGCUAUAGAAGAACUGACAAGUUUAUUAAAACCACUGAUGCUUAAUAUUUCAUCCAUUUGCUCUUCUCCAUGUGGACCGGAGAGACAAGAGUUAAUUUUAUUUUUAAGAAAAAUGCUUGAUAUAUUUUAAUAAACAGAGAUCUAUA
This is a messenger RNA of Pleuronectes platessa (European plaice), 2127 nucleotides long. RefSeq names its product serine protease 23 (gene prss23). The transcript is spliced from 2 exons. Gene Ontology annotation, biological process: proteolysis. The record is from RefSeq and is a predicted model, not a curated record. Bases 323 to 1480 code for a protein of 385 amino acids. Gene Ontology annotation, molecular function: serine-type endopeptidase activity. NCBI's taxonomy places the organism in Eukaryota, Metazoa, Chordata, Actinopteri, Pleuronectiformes, Pleuronectidae.